AUGAACUCGAACGAAACGGCAGUUACUGACGCUGAUGCGCCGUCAUCGAGCACGCCUCCCCAGGCUGGUACAGCGCCACUCCCCAGGAUCACCACCGCCGACCUCAGCGAACACCCUGCGCUGGUGAUUGCGCACGGUGAAGCCCACGUGCACGACCUUCUCCAUCACUUGCCAGGCCAUCGCAUACUUGUCACUGGCGGUUGUGGCUUUAUCGGUAGCGCCUUCAUCCGCCAUCUGCUUGUCUACGCUCCCGCAACGGUGCACAUCUUCAACCUGGACACGCUCGAGUACUGUGCGGGCGUUGACGCGGUCCUUGGAGCUCUCUCUGCAACCGGAGAUGCCGAUCGCGCAACCUUGGGCGGUGACACGUCAGCGUCAGAGGAUCAGAGCACUACUGCCGCCUCCUGCCCCUCGUCCAAUGCCGGUUCACCGGUAUCCCGUUACCAUUUUAUCCCCGGCUCUAUCCUGGAUGCGACUCUCGUGCUGGACGCGCUGCGCACCCAUCGUAUUGACGUCAUUGUUCACAUGGCUGCACAGACGCACGUUGAAAACAGCUUCUCCAAGAGCCUCCUUUUCACGAAGGUGAACGUUGUGGGCACGCACACGCUACUCGAAUGCGCGCGGGAGUACGGCCAGCUGACUCGCUUCUUACACAUUAGCACGGACGAGGUGUACGGUGAAACCCCAGCGACAGUGCGACCAGCCGACGAGACAUCGACGGUGCUGCGCCCAACGAAUCCAUACGCAGCGACAAAGGCCGCAGCGGAGCACCUUGUCUCCUCCUAUCAUCACUCGUUCAGGCUUCCUGUGCUCAUCUCGCGCAGCAACAAUGUGUUCGGGCCCGGACAGUAUCCUGAGAAGGUGAUUCCACGCUUCAUCACAUGUGCGCUACGUCAGGAGCGGCUGCCAAUCCAGGGAGAUGGCCACCAUCAGCGCAGCUUUCUCUACAUUGAGGACGUGGUCAGAGCACUGUCAACCAUCCUCGUGCGCGGCACUGUCGGUGAGGUCUACAACAUCGCUGGUGAGGAGGAGUUGUCCGUGCACGAGGUGGCACAGCGAGUUGUCGCAUGUAUCGCCGGUGCUGACCACGACAAAGUGCGCGCUGCCUCUCGUGCGGAGUUCGAUGCCUCCUAUGUGCGCUACGUAGCGGAUCGCGCCUACAAUGAUGCGCGAUACUGCAGCGACAAAGAGAAGCUGGCGGCUCUGGGUUGGACGCAGCAGGUCUCGUUCGGAGAGGGGCUGCACCGCACUGUCAGCUGGUAUCGUGGUCAUCCUUUGGAGGCUGGCGGGUACUGGAAAGGUGGGAGUGGGGCUGGUGCCACAGCCUCUUGUAGCGGCUCUCCGUCUUGUUGA
Messenger RNA from Leishmania braziliensis MHOM/BR/75/M2904, 1353 nucleotides. RefSeq names its product putative GDP-mannose 4,6 dehydratase. Gene Ontology annotation, biological process: nucleotide-sugar metabolic process. The transcript has a single exon. Gene Ontology annotation, molecular function: dTDP-glucose 4,6-dehydratase activity. Lineage: Eukaryota; Euglenozoa; Kinetoplastea; Trypanosomatida; Trypanosomatidae. The coding region runs from base 1 to 1353 and encodes 450 amino acids. The record is from RefSeq and is a predicted model, not a curated record.